Messenger RNA from Siniperca chuatsi (mandarin fish), 3540 nucleotides. RefSeq names its product acyl-CoA synthetase long chain family member 2 (gene acsl2). Gene Ontology annotation, molecular function: arachidonate-CoA ligase activity. NCBI's taxonomy places the organism in Eukaryota, Metazoa, Chordata, Actinopteri, Centrarchiformes, Sinipercidae. The coding region runs from base 625 to 2775 and encodes 716 amino acids. The transcript is spliced from 20 exons. Gene Ontology annotation, biological process: long-chain fatty acid metabolic process; very long-chain fatty acid metabolic process; long-chain fatty-acyl-CoA biosynthetic process. The record is from RefSeq and is a predicted model, not a curated record. Gene Ontology annotation, cellular component: membrane; endoplasmic reticulum.
UUCAGCUCUGAACUGUAGGUUUUCUGACAUUCUUUUGUCAAAUCACACUCCGUCCUCAUCUUGUGCCUGCUUUUGUUUUCUGUGUGUUGUAUCUUUCUGUAGCUGCAUGUCUAGAUAUUCUGGGUAAUGCAACAUGUUUCAAGUUGUCCACAUGGCCAGAUGCCAGCUCUCUUCAGUGUUUGACAGUUACACUGUGCAACAUGGCAGCUGAGGUUUGUGUGCCAGGCCAUGCAGGGCGGAAUGAUCUGCCCUGGCGCACAAAAACACUCGCUGAUUCAAAAGAGACCUAUGGGAUGGGGUGCCAGGAAAACUAAAAGUGGAAGAUGACCCUUGCAUGAUGAUGUCAGAACCUGGUGCUGCUUAGUUAACAUGAAACCGAAAAUGUGAGACUGGAGAGAAAAUGCACAAGUGGAAUUGUCUGUGGGAAUCCUGAAUGGUUUCAAGUGAAUUUGAGACCACGGGAGACUCGUGAGAGUCUUGUGGAAAGUGAAGGUGUUCUCUGCGUGCAGGAUGCGGUCUUGCUCAUUUAUUCUUCACCCCCCGACAAGAAAAACGUAAUUGUGGCAAAGUGUGUGUCUGUGUUCUUCACGCUUCAUUUGGGAAUCACAGCCGGAAAACCCCCCUAUGCAUUUCCAGGAGUGGUUACGGUCACUUCGCUCCAGCACUGGACUCAAAGGGUCUGAAUCAGAGAACUUCUGGAGUCUUCUGCCGUCUCUGCCUCUGUCCUCCUUCUCCCUGUCCUCCCUGUCUCUGUCACCCUCCUCUCUCCUGGGUUUAGGAGCCCUGGCCUCUCUCACUGCGUACUGGCUGGUGACCCGUCCUCGACCCAUGCGUCCUCCCUGUGAUCUACAAGCCCAGUCUGUAGCUGUGAAUGGAGAUCCCAGCUGCAGGCGAUCAGCUCUACUUAAAGAUGACGCACUGCUGGAGUUUUACUACGAGGACACCAGGACAGCCUAUGACAUGUUCCAGAGAGGCCUGAGGAUCGCAGGAAAUGGCCCGUGUCUUGGCUUCAGAAAGCCGGGGCAGCCCUACGAGUGGAUCUCCUACACUGAGGUGGCUGAGCAGGCGCAGGUGCUGGGCUCUGGGCUGCUGGCCAAAGGCUGCAAGCCGAACCCGCAGCAAUUUGUUGUGAUAUUUGCACAAAACAGACCAGAGUGGAUCAUCUCAGAGCUGGCCUGCUACACCUACUCCAUGGCGGUGGUGCCGCUGUAUGACACACUGGGGCUGGAGGCCAUGGUCCACAUACUCAACCUGGCGGAGAUCUCUCUGGUGAUCUGUGACCGGGAGGAGAAGGCAGUGUCUUUGUUGGAGAACAAGGAGAAAGGCGUGACUCCGAAGCUCUCCUGCCUGGUUCUCUUUAGUGAUUUCAGUGACGCCUUUGUGGAGAGGGCGAAGAAUUGCGAGGUGGAGGUUUUGAAACUGGAGCAGCUCAUGGACUUGGGAAGGCAGAACCUCAAAGAUCCUGUGCCGCCCCAGCCUCAGGAUCUGGCCGUGGUUUGCUUCACCAGUGGAACCACAGGGAAGCCCAAGGGAGCCAUGAUCACCCACGGCAACAUCGCCUCCAACACUUCCUCUGUCAUUAAGAUCCUGGAGGGUUCGUUUGUGAUCCAACGAGAGGAUGUGUCGAUCUCUUACCUGCCACUUGCCCACAUGUUUGAGAGGAUGAUUCAGGUCUCCAUGUUCUGCCAUGGGGCCAGAGUAGGAUUCUACCAAGGCGACAUUUCUCUUCUUAUGGAUGACAUUAAAACUCUCAAACCUACCUUCUUUCCUGUUGUGCCUCGUUUACUCAAUCGCAUCUAUGACAAGAUCCUGGGUUCUGUGACCUCUCCGUUGCGACGGGCUUUGCUUCACUACGCUGUGAGGAGAAAGCAGGCGGAGCUCAGCAGCGGGGUUGUACGUAACAACAGUCUGUGGGACAAACUGGUGUUCAACAGGAUCCAGGCCAGUUUAGGAGGUAAUCUGCGGUUUGCCCUGACUGCUUCAGCACCCAUCUCCCCCACUGUGCUGUCCUUCCUCAGAGCCACUAUAGGCUGUCUGAUUUUUGAGGGUUACGGCCAGACGGAGUGCACUGCAGGCUGCACGUUCUCUAUGCCGGGAGACUGGAGCGCAGGUCAUGUUGGUGCUCCCUUGCCCUGUGCCAUGGUGAAGCUGGUAGACAUCCCUGAGAUGAACUACUAUGCUAAGAACGGGGACGGAGAGAUCUGUAUUCGUGGCCCCAGUGUGUUCAGGGGCUACCUGAGGGACCCAGAAAGGACAGCUGAAGCCUUGGACAGCGACGGCUGGCUACACAGUGGGGACGUGGGCCAGUGGCUUCCAAAUGGGACACUACGCAUCAUUGACAGGAAGAAGCACAUAUUCAAGUUGUCCCAGGGAGAGUACAUUGCUCCAGAGAAGAUAGAAAAUGUCUACAUGCGUUGUGUUACUGUGCUACAGGUGUUUGUGCACGGAGAUAGUUUACAGUCUUAUCUCAUAGGCAUAGUUGUGCCUGACCCUGAAGUGUUUGUUAACUGGGCUAAAGAGCGAGGAUAUGUGGGAUCCUAUGAAGAACUGUGCCAGAAUCCUGAUUUAAAGAACACAGUAUUAGAGGACAUGAAAGCGGUGGGGGAGGAAGCAGGGCUGAAGUCCUUUGAACAAGUGAAGGACCUUCAUUUGCAUCCAGAGAUGUUCAGUGUCGCCAACGGCCUUCUCACCCCCACACUGAAAAGUAGACGUGCCGACAUCCGCAGAGUCUUUCAGGAACAAAUAUCAAGCAUGUACAGCAAGACGGCCAUUUAAAAGGACUCCACGCACAACACCCAAGGGUUACUGGUGUCCAAUAAGGGAAAAAUAGGACAGGCAGCUUGGAGAAGAAAAUUAAAAAUGUCCAGCAGUGGAUUUUGGAAUAUUGGUAUUUUGCUUCAAAGAAGUUUUAAUUCCCGUCCACGCAUCCCCCUCUUGCACACAGUAAUGUAUUAACUCUUCACAUGGAAAAUAAGAUGGGGACCAAACCAUUGUUGUUGGGGUUUUUUUUUUUUUUUUUUUAAUUGCACUUUCACUGUUGUCCUUGUCACUAAUUCAGAGUUGUGAUUCACCAGGAGAUUUUACUGAUAAAUAAAUUGUCUAGUUGUAGAAAUAAGAAUCACAGAAGUUAUUAGGAAGCAACCAGCAGAGAUGUGAAGUUAGACAUUUAAUUUACGCUGCCCUGUUCUUUUCUCAUGUAAGAAUUUUUAAAGGGACACUUGUGGGUGUACUUGGGGCGUUGUUGCUCAUAGAACUCUCAUUAGCUGUACGUUUGUAUUUACGGUUGUUGGGCGCUUAUACCACCAUGACAUAAGCUCUUCAUGAACAUCCUUGAUUUCAUAACCCAGUGUGAGCAUGUAAUCUCUCAUCUGAAGUUAAACCAUUAAAACUAAAGAGGGUUUCAACCAGCAAUGAUUUGUAAAAAAAAAAAGAAAAAAAGUGGCUGAACUGUAAAUACUGCUUAUAUUGAGAUUUGUUGAGGACACUACUGACUAAUUCCAGUAAAGUAAAACUAAACAGAAAUAAAGAAUAGUAACUGAU